AUGCGUCUGAACUAUAGCAAUAACUCCCUCAUAUUCGGUGUUCUCGCCGCUGCUGCUACCGCCGUCGUGUAUGGAGCACCUCUCAAUAACGCUGGUACUAGUGUCAUCAACAUCUCUAACAGCUCAUUCACCACCAAUUCCUCUACAUCUGCUGAAGAAACGUUACAUGCUCGGGGCGUUCUUCACGGCCGAACAACAGGUAGAAGAAAGAUUCAGAUGAAAUUCAAGAGCCCCAAUGCAGCCCUACUUGGUUCUCACCCACCCACGCCCCCUCGGGUGAAGGAGAUCCUCAAAGAUGUAGUCACCGACUGGCUGCAAUACGAAAAACAGCCUUCCGACAUCGAGCUUGAUUUUCUCAACGAGUUCAAAGGAAACAUGGGGGAGAAAUACACAGUGAUGAUGGGGAGCGAGGUGUGGAGGGAGAAGUGUAGGUCACCUUGGUCUUGUGAGGUGCAGUUGGUGGAUUACGAGGAUGAGUAUGAUGGGGCGCCACCAGUGGGGUGGCAGUGGGAUAUUGUAAAUGACGAGGAGGUGUUGCAUGUGAUGAGUGAUAGUCGGCUUUUACCACCUUAUACACAUUAG
This is a messenger RNA of Lentinula edodes (shiitake mushroom), 582 nucleotides long. RefSeq lists its product as uncharacterized. Lineage: Eukaryota; Fungi; Basidiomycota; Agaricomycetes; Agaricales; Omphalotaceae. The record is from RefSeq and is a predicted model, not a curated record. The transcript is spliced from 2 exons. Bases 1 to 582 code for a protein of 193 amino acids.